Messenger RNA from Galendromus occidentalis (western predatory mite), 3267 nucleotides. RefSeq names its product titin-like. Lineage: Eukaryota; Metazoa; Arthropoda; Arachnida; Mesostigmata; Phytoseiidae. The record is from RefSeq and is a predicted model, not a curated record. Bases 1 to 3267 code for a protein of 1088 amino acids. The transcript is spliced from 13 exons.
AUGCAGUGCUUUCUCCUGAUGGCAUUUCUCGUUUGCUCAUCAGCUGUGCGAGAUUCGAAUCACCAGGAGUCCAACUCAGGAAGAAAAGAAGUGGUUACACCGAUUCUCGAGUUGAUGUACACGCCACCCCGCGACGGCGACACAUUGAUUCUCACCUGUUUGCUGAGUCCUCAUUUCGUGUCCAACGGAUCGAAAUUCAACUGGAAGAAAAAUUCUGAAGAUCUCCCCUCAAACCGGAAAGCGCUUGUGUACUCUACAGAGGUCACUUCCCAGCUUCAUGUACCCCGAGCGAGUGCAGAACAGGACUCCGGGACGUAUGAGUGCCUCGUAGAAAGUAAUCACGAUACCUACACCGUGAGCACUUUCGUUUACUUCAAAGAACCCGUUCGUCUGGAGCCGAUAUCCGACAAGCGCGUGACGGUUGGUCGAGUCGCCGCUCUCAUGUGUACCGUAUACGAAGGCACGGAUGUAAGUUUCUCGUGGAGCAAAGACGGAUCGCUCCUCCGGCCUGGGAAUAGACUUCAGAUUCUAAGUUCACAAGACACCUCUACUUUGAGCAUUCGUGGCGUCCUCGCGUCCGAUUCAGGGACGUACACCUGCAUCGGUCAGAACAAAGUUUCCGAGGAACGAGUGUCCGCUCAAUUGGUUAUUGAAGCUCCGGUGAAAGUCGGCGCAAUCGCCGACCGGUCCACCAAAGUCGGCCGAGUAGUUACUUUCACCUGUGAGCUCCUCGAGGGAGAUGACGUGCUCUUCAAUUGGGGUUUCGAUGGCGUCGUUCUGCGUGAAGGGGGUCGCGUCCACAUCUCUACAACGCCUUUCUCGUCUACCUUGACGCUGCACGGUGUUCAAGCAAGCGAUCGCGGAACUUACACUUGUACCGGUAGCAAUUCAGUGUCUGAGGAACGUGCUUCAGCUCAACUGUUGGUGGAAGAAACGGUUCGACUUGAGCGCAUCGCUCCGAAGGAAACCGUCCACGGAAAGCGCAUAGCUUUCACAUGUCUGGCUUACCAAGGAGAUGAGGUGAAGUUCUCCUGGUUGAGGAACGGACAGCUUUUGAAAAUCGACAAUAGAGUCAACUUCUACCAAAUGGAGUCGAGCUCGACAUUGAACAUAAAAGACAUCAAGCCAACGGAUGCUGGCAACUAUUCCUGUCAUGCCUCGAACAGAAUAUCUGAGGAUACCGCGAUCGCCAUUCUGCGUGUUCAAGGCGACAUCAAACUCGGCAAGCUCCAAUCCUCGACAACUACCGUCGGGGAAACGGUGGCUUUCGCAUGUACCGCCCUGAAAGGCAAUGAUGCCGCGUUCUCAUGGACUAGGAACGGUUUCGUUCUUCGAGGGAAUGAAGGAAGAUACUCGAUUCUUGGCAAUAAAUUGACCUCUGUGCUGACCAUAGAAGAUGUGGGCCAAGAGGACUCGGGGGUUUUCACCUGCGUUGCGAGCAACUCGAGAUCCGAAGAUAGAACGUCGGCUACGCUAGCGGUCAGAGCAGAUCCCGCGGUCAUCCUCCGACAGCUACGAUCCCAAGAGGCGAAAAGUGGCGAGCCUGUCACUUUCACUUGCAGCAUCUUGGAAGGACACGACGUGAGCUACUCUUGGACGAAAGACGGGAUACUUCUUAAAGAGGACCAGAGGAUAGAAAUUGCGAGCUUGAGGAAAAGUUCAACGAUCUCCAUAGAUUCCAUCGAAUCAACAGAUGCGGGCGUGUAUACUUGCAUAGCGUCCAGCGGAGUUGCGGAAGACAGGACAUCCGCUUCUCUGGUAGUUCAAGUUACCCUUCUGGAUAGAUUGAGUCGCUGCGCUGACGGCGGCAUGACCCCGGCAGUGAUUCGUUUCGUUCUCGUGGCGAUUGUAGUGGAAUUCAGAUUUGUGCAAGGAAAUGUUGUGCUCGAAGCCUUACCGUCUGAGGUCGCGAAGGUGGGCGCAUCCGCCGUGUUCACGUGCAAAGUCAGGGAGGGUAAGAAGAUAUCGUUUCAAUGGACGAGGGAUGGUCUCGUCUUGAAGCAAAGCGAUCGAAUAGGAAUCGCCAACAGUAGGAGAUCAUCGAUGUUGUCAAUUGACUUCGUUGAAGUAUCUGACCGAGGAAAAUACACUUGUAUCGCGAGCGACAGCGUAUCGGAAGAUCGUCGGAGCGCCGAACUGUCAGUCGAAGAACACGUUCGGCUGGAGGCAAUACCAUCAGAAAUCAUUCGAGAAGGCGAGUCCACAGCUUUCAUGUGUAAAGCGAAGUUGGGUCGAGAUGUGAAGUUCUCAUGGACCAAAGACGGAAUGAUGCUCAAAGCAGGCGGCAGACUCGAGAUUUCAAGUUCCAAGAAGGUUUCCGUUCUCUCUAUCGAAACUGUAUCGGUCAGGGACAGAGGCUCGUAUACCUGCAUAGCUUCGAACCCGCUGUCUGAAGAUAGGCAGAACACAUCUCUCACGGUCGAAGACCAGGUGAGAGUUGACCGCAUCUCUCCGAAAGAAACUUCGGUCGGGAAGCGAAUCGCUUUCACUUGCAUCGCUUACCAAGGAGAGCAGGUGCGGUUCUCCUGGACGAAAGAUGGAAAAAUCGUUUCAGCGAACAAACGAAUCGGCAUCAGCUCCGCAGAUGAGACUUCGACGUUCACCAUAAAGAGCGUGAACGGUGAAGAUUCCGGAAACUACACAUGUAUUGCAAGCAAUGCGGUUUCUGAAGACAAAACGACAACUCUCCUCACCGUCGAAGGACGCUUGAUCUUGGAGCCUUUACGACCGAAAGCCGCCUCCAUCGGCAAGUCCGUCACUUUUCUAUGUGCGAUUGCGGAAGGUAGAACGGGGACGUUUUCGUGGACGAAGAAUGGAAUACUUCUGCAUGAGCACGACCGAAUCCAAGUCGCAAAUCUCAGGAGAACCUCCACUUUGAACAUCGAAGACGUUGAAACUUCGGACCGGGGGCUCUAUACUUGCACCGUGAGCGACGCUGAUUCGGAAGAUCGACAGAGCGCCUUGUUGUCAGUGGAAGAGAGAGUGAGGAUCGAACCUCUUCUUUCGAAAAACACCACCGCAGGACGACGCUCCACAUUCACAUGCUCGGCAUUCGAAGGGGAGCAAAUUGAAUUCUCGUGGACGAAAAAUGGGAAAAUUCUCUCGAACGAUCCUCAUUCGGAUAAGCUGACUAUUUCGGCCGCCGAAGGCAGUUCUGUUUUGACCAUCAAGAAAGUCGCUGGCGAAGACUCAGGAAAUUUCACAUGCAUCGCGAGAAAUGAUGUAUCGGAAGCGCGCAGCACCGCGAGUCUCCUCGUAGAAGGUUAG